AUGGCGGACCAGGAGCGCCAGCAUGCGUUGGCUUCGUUCAAGGCGAAGCUGAUCGAGUCACGAGAGUGGGAGGCAAAGCUCAAGAACUUGCGUCUGGAGCUCAAGGGACUACAAAAGGAGUACGACCAAACAGAAGACAACAUCAAGGCGCUGCAAAGUGUCGGCCAAAUUAUCGGCGAGGUCCUCAAGCAACUGGACGAUGAGAGGUUUAUUGUCAAGGCUUCCUCCGGCCCGAGAUACGUUGUCGGCUGCCGAUCAAAGGUCGACAAGGCGAAACUCAAGCAGGGAACACUAUACAACAUGUCGCUCGAGGAUCCAGGUCAAGUCAGCUUCGCGGGUAUCGGCGGUCUGAACGAUCAGAUUCGCGAGCUCAGAGAGGUUAUCGAACUGCCCCUCAAGAACCCAGAGCUGUUCUUGCGAGUCGGUAUCAAACCUCCCAAGGGUGUCUUGCUCUAUGGCCCCCCAGGUACCGGAAAGACACUACUAGCCAGGGCUGUCGCGAGCAGCUUGGAAACCAACUUCUUGAAGGUUGUCUCCUCCGCCAUCGUCGACAAGUACAUCGGUGAAUCCGCUCGACUUAUUCGCGAAAUGUUCGGCUAUGCCAAGGAACACGAGCCCUGUAUCAUCUUCAUGGACGAGAUCGACGCCAUCGGUGGCAGGCGUUUUAGCGAGGGUACAUCCGCCGACAGAGAAAUCCAGCGUACACUUAUGGAGCUCCUCAACCAGCUCGACGGCUUCGACUACCUCGGCAAGACCAAGAUCAUCAUGGCGACGAACCGCCCCGAUACCCUCGACCCCGCGUUGCUGCGUGCCGGCCGUCUAGAUCGCAAGAUCGAGAUCCCUCUGCCCAAUGAGGUCGGCCGCCUGGAGAUUCUCAAGAUCCAUGCCUCCGGUGUGGUUAUUGAGGGCGAUAUCGACUACGAGAGUGUUGUGAAGAUGAGCGACGGCUUGAACGGUGCUGAUUUGCGUAACGUGGUUACUGAAGCUGGUCUUUUUGCGAUCAAGGAUUACCGCGAUGCGAUCAGCCAAGACGACUUCAACAAGGCGGUGCGCAAGGUCGCCGAGUCCAAGAAGCUUGAGGGCAAGCUCGAAUACCAGAAGCUAUAA
Sordaria macrospora k-hell is the source of this 1107-nucleotide messenger RNA. The record is from RefSeq and is a predicted model, not a curated record. NCBI's taxonomy places the organism in Eukaryota, Fungi, Ascomycota, Sordariomycetes, Sordariales, Sordariaceae.